Molecule: messenger RNA, 553 nt
Organism: Athalia rosae (coleseed sawfly)
Lineage: Eukaryota; Metazoa; Arthropoda; Insecta; Hymenoptera; Athaliidae
Exons: 2
Coding region: 44-400 (118 amino acids)
Source: RefSeq, a predicted model, not a curated record
UAGAAAAGAAUCGCCAGUUGGUUUUGUAACUUCCUACGAUACAAUGAAGCCCAUUUACAGCUCAAUACUCUGCCCAUUUUUCUUCGCUGUUUUAUGCGAGGCCUAUCCAGCUACUGCACCAUACUUCGAUUACCAUCGACCAUCGUUCGCCAAGGACUCGACCGGAAGAGGAAUUCAUGAAAUGGUGAAGAUCGAUGAUUCUCGAGCCCACGACGAGCAGCAGGAAUCAGACCUGUUGGAAGACUUGAGAAGACUUUCCAAUCCUGCAGGGGAUGAGGAGGCGGACAAUCUCCUCGAAGACCCAGACGAUUAUACGAAUUGGGAUAAAAGAGCCACUUCGAAUGGAAAAUAUCAUUAUUACCGGUGUUACUUUAAUCCGGUAACGUGUUAUCGGAAGUGAAAAUGUAAAUGAUUGGCUCGUGUGUAAUUUAGUACAGCAACGAUAAUCGAAUCUACUCAGAAAUGUUGAAAUGAUCGCUUGAGUUUUGAAAUUGUAAAAUGAAUGAGAAGAGGAGAAGAAUAAUUAAAGAUCGUGGUCACGAAGUAUAAAAAA